CCCUUAAGUUACUUCUUUGCCAACAUUCAUCAUAUUCAAACAUCACCAUGCCUAGAUUGCCUCAACCCGAAUCUCUCGUUAAACUGUGUGUCAAGUGCGUAACAAAUGCAAGUCGUAGAUCUGCAAAUAAAAUUCCAGCAGUUAUGCGGAAUUGUAAUAUGACCGCUAUCAAUUCUAAAUUUUUCCCCAAUGCAUUUCAUCAAUUACCCGUUGCGCUCCUGGAGGAAAUCAUUUUUGCUUUUACAAUGAGGCGAAUGAGAGACAGAGGACGAAUGCCGAUCCCACAUCCAUAUUUCCUUCAUUAUCUCAUCACUCCACAAAUUCAACAUUUAAGUUUUUCUCUUUACUAUGGGGGUUACUUGGGUUUAUUCCCCAAGCUUGAAAAUUUGCUAACAUUGGACCUUGGAAAAACUGGAGUGAAAGAUGACUCUUUAAAAAGCAUUGGAAUUUACUGUUCCCAGUUAAGGUCGCUGAAUUUAAAAGGUUGCACUGACGUGACAGACGAUGGAAUUCGAUGGCUUUGUGGGGUGGAUUUACCGGGAAUGGGAAAAUCAAGACUUUGCAAGACCAUCCAAAAAUUAAGUAUUCUUCACACAAGUGUUACUAAGAAAGGAAUUCAAGUUGCGCUGAAAAAUUUCCUGUUCUUGAAUAUCCUUGAAAAUUGUUAUAUUGUAGAUGCAUUGGCAGAGUUGGCCCAAUCAGCGAUAGAUUCUAAGCAACCCGGCUUUUAUAAUAAUACGUUCUCAAUUUCUACCUUGUACACAUCUCCUGAUACGCCGUUAAGGAGUAAUAGUCUGCCACUAGCCCUCCCUUUAUGCCAUUUAGUUAAUCAGGUUUCAAUUUGUGUAACCAAGGAACUGAAAGAUAGUGAUCUUUUGUGCUUAUUGUCGAUCAAGAUGCUUCGUAAACUUGAAAUCGGCGGUUCUUCAUUUUGUCUAAUAACAGGCGAAACUGCUAUUACUUUUGAUGGAGGUGUGGCUCCACUUCUCAAGGCAUUUGGAAGAUCAUUGGAGACUCUUAUGUUGGGGGGUAUAAAAUUAGUUUGUCUUUCCAGCAUAAUCGAAUUCUGCCCAAAUCUAAUUUCAUUGUUUAUCAGCGGCACUUCGGGCUCGUUUAAGGACGAAGACCUCUUCCAGGUUCCAGCCGAUAUUCUGUUUGUUUUGCUAUCUUUUCCUUCACUCGAAAAAAUUUCAAUUGGUCUUUGCGAUUCGCUCACUGAUGAGAGCAUUAUUGUUAAACGGCUGCGAUUCUCUAGAAGUCAUGAGCCUCCAUCAGUGUAA
This is a messenger RNA of Daphnia pulicaria, 1280 nucleotides long. RefSeq lists its product as uncharacterized. The transcript has 5 exons. Gene Ontology annotation, biological process: SCF-dependent proteasomal ubiquitin-dependent protein catabolic process. Bases 48 to 1280 code for a protein of 410 amino acids. Lineage: Eukaryota; Metazoa; Arthropoda; Branchiopoda; Diplostraca; Daphniidae. The record is from RefSeq and is a predicted model, not a curated record. Gene Ontology annotation, cellular component: SCF ubiquitin ligase complex.